Molecule: messenger RNA, 951 nt
Organism: Callorhinus ursinus (northern fur seal)
Lineage: Eukaryota; Metazoa; Chordata; Mammalia; Carnivora; Otariidae
Gene: AREG
Product: amphiregulin
Biological process (GO): positive regulation of cell population proliferation; epidermal growth factor receptor signaling pathway
Molecular function (GO): growth factor activity; epidermal growth factor receptor binding
Source: RefSeq, a predicted model, not a curated record
AUGAGAGCCCCGCUGCUGCCGCCGGCGCCCGUGGUGCUGUCGCUCCUGCUCCUCGGCUCAGCCCAUUAUGCUGCUGGAUUGGGUGUCAAUGACACCUACUCUGGGAAAGGGGAACCAUUUUCUGGGGACCACGGCGCUGAUGGAUUGGAGGUUACCCCAAGAAGUGGGAUGUCCUCAGGAAGUGAGAUUUCCCCCGUGAGUGAAAUGCCUUCUAGUAGGGAACUGUCCUCGGGGAUCGACUAUGACUAUGCAGAAGAGUAUGAUAACGAACCACAAAUAUCUGGCUAUAUCGUAGAUGAUUCAGUCCGAGUUGAACAGGUAGUUAAACCCAUGAAAAACAGAACAGAAAGUGAAAAGACUUCAGACAAACCCAAAAGAAAGAAAAAAGGAGGCAAAAGUGGAAAAAAUAGAAGAAACAGAAAAAAGAAAAAUCCAUGUGAUGCAGAAUUCCAAAAUUUCUGUAUUCAUGGAGAAUGCAAAUAUAUAGAGCGCCUGGAAGCCGUAACAUGCAAAUGUCAUCAGGAUUACUUUGGUGAACGGUGUGGGGAAAAGUCCAUGAAGACUCACAGCGUGGUUGACAGUGAUUUAUCAAAAAUUGCUUUAGCUGCCAUAGCUGCCUUCGUGUCUGCAGUGAGCUUCACAGCGAUUGCUGUUGUUAUUACAAUCCAGCUUCGAAAACGAUACUUCAGGGAAUAUGAAGGAGAAGCUGAAGAACGAAAGAAACUUCGACAAGAAAAUGGAAAUGCACAUGCCAUAGCGUAACUGAAGAUAACAUUACAGGGUAUCGGAUUGGAGUCACUGCCAGGUCAGAACCAUGAGUGAUGAGUUGGUUCCUCUUUUCGGUGGAUCAUAAGAAAACAGAACCUUUUUGUUCUAAUGGUUUUAAAAGUUCAAUUGUUGCUUUUUAUGCUAAGUCUUAUUUCUGUACAUAAAGAUGCAUGGAGAUAAAAA